Linum trigynum is the source of this 2534-nucleotide messenger RNA. The record is from the annotation of a GenBank genome assembly. Lineage: Eukaryota; Viridiplantae; Streptophyta; Magnoliopsida; Malpighiales; Linaceae.
UCUCUUUCCUUCGAAAUUGUGAAAUGGAAAUAAGGAAACAGUUUGAGAGCCCGAUGUUUUUGGUUUAUUUCAAUUUUCAAUUUUCUGCCAUUUUUUUUAAUUAAAUUUAACGGUUGAAUGGUAAAAACCGGACAAGCGGCUCGAGCGGUUAACCGCCUCGGCUGCUCGUCCACCGCUAAAUAAAACCGGAGCGGUUUUUAGACUGUUCCGAGCCGGUUUUGUGAUUGAGUGGCGAUUUUACCGAUCGGGCCAAGCAGGUCGGCUCGACUUUAAUAACGCUGCUCAAAAAUACACUUUAAAUUGCUAACCGAUCUGGUGCAGCAGGCGAGGCUAGAUUCGAUCGGCCCAAAUCCUCGGUGAACACGCUCAAAUUGCAGGAAGCGGACUUAGCAAUGUCCGCCCAAAACUAAUAGAAGCUAGCAAAGCAAGCGCAGCGCAGCAAAAGCCAACUAAUCCUUGUACCAACAAGACGGAUUAAUUAAUAAUAAAACCCAACCAAUCCUGCCUACCGAUAUCUUCACUCCAUCCCCCCUGCCUUUCCUCGUUAGUCUCGCCUCCGCUCCUCCAGCUUAUACUUCGUCAUGCUCCUCCAGGGCCCUAUAUAACAACACUACCAACUAAUCGCAGCCAGACCCAGAUCCCUUUCUCCGAUUCCAGCAAUGGCUUCUAUCAAUGCUGUCGCCAAUUCCCUCCUACUCCCCUCUCGCUCUUCAUCUUCUUCCUCCUCCUCCUCUCCCCUUUUCCCCAACGGCUCCAAUGCGCUCAGUCCGUCAACAGUCUCUCUUUCUAACUCCAGAUCCCAAUCAUCGACUACCUCGCUAAGGAUGUUCAGAAAGCCCAUUGCUAACUCUCCUCUUCAUGCCGCCUCCGCUGCUGCUGACGAGGCCGAGCCGACUAAGGACGAGACCCCCAUUGAACUGAGAUAUCCAGCUUACCCUACUGUGAUGGACAUCAACCAGAUUCGUGAGAUAUUGCCUCACCGGUUCCCAUUCCUGCUGGUGGAUAGAGUGAUUGAGUACAAUCCGGGUGUUUCGGCUGUUGCAAUAAAAAAUGUUACGAUAAAUGACAAUUUCUUUCCUGGGCAUUUCCCUGAGAGGCCAAUUAUGCCCGGUGUUCUCAUGGUUGAGGCAAUGGCACAAGUUGGUGGCUUGGUAAUGCUGCAACCAGAAGUUGGGGGAAACAAGGCAUCAUUUUUCUUUGCUGGAAUUGACAAAGUCAGGUUCAGGAAACCAGUGAUAGCUGGGGACACCCUGGUUAUGAGAAUGACCCUUGUGAAGCUGCAGAAACGUUUUGGAAUAGCUAAGAUGGAAGGAAAAGCUUACGUCGGGACUGACGUGGUCUGUGAGGGGGAGUUUCUGAUGGCCAUGGGACAAGAAUCCUAAAUUUGAUUCCUCUUAAGGAGUAGCUAUCUUCAGUUUGUGUAAACUGAAAAUGAAUGCUGGUGACAAACUGACAAUCCAUCAACAUGGAGGUCCCUUUUCCUCUUUUUUUAGUAUGCCAUUUAUCUCUUAUUAGAGUCUAGUAUCUUUAUGGUGGCGCAUCUCAAUCACAGGCGUGGAACGAACUUUUGGUAGCAGCACAUGAUGAAAACGUCAUUUGCAGCAAAACAGAAGUUAACUAUGGACUUGUAAGAGCUUCAGAAGUUCGAGUUUAAGAAUUGAAUGCAUAGCUAGCCACAUGAUGUUAACGAGCUUAGAGUUUUGAUGAGUGAUCUGUUCUAUUUUAAGAAUGAUCUGUUGUUGUGUGAAAUUCCUUCGGCAUUUUGGCUUUUGUGUUUGUGAAAUAGGAGUUGGGAGAGUUGGGAGUCGGCCAAUAUUGUCAAAUAGUGUGUUUGUAUUACGAUUUUCAACAGUUUUUUUAAGAAUGGCGCCGUUAUUAGACAGCUUCAACAGGAAUGGAUCAUUGGUCAGAUUUGUAAUGCGAAUGGUGGUCUUUCAACUGUUGGACUUUAUGGGAUAAGUCACGAGGGUACAUGUAUGAUAGUUCAUAACCGGAUGAUGAGGAUUUUGAUAGAGUCGGGAAUUAUGUUCACUUUACGUUAAAAAAUAUUUUUACACUUUGCAAAACAUUGAGUUAUAGGAAUCUUUUUCGUAGAAUAAAACUAUCACCAUUUUAGAUUUUAGAUUCAAGAAAUUUAGGCUCAAGAAACUAAAGGAUAUUUAGAAAUUAAUAGAAGGAAGAUAAUGAUUUUUGGUGUGUCUUUUCACUAUCCAACAACAUAUAUUUAUAGUGAUUGGAAGAGACCGAAACACAUAAGGUUGGGGAGGGUUUCAUGGUGAAGAGACACAUCUCUUCAUGAAAAACAAUGGCAUGUACGGUUGGCAAGUGGCAACUGCACUUUGUCAAAGGUUGCAUUAUUUGGCCAUACAACACUUCGUUUCAUGCAAAACGACAAUCACUACUUGCCGUCCACCAAAGCCACAUGCCACGUAUAGAUGUAACAUUUCCCAAUCCAAAUUUCAUGCAACAACUUAAUGGAAGGGAUGCAUUUUCACGGCAUCACACCAUUCCAAUAAUAAAUUAUGUUCAUUUGG